This is a messenger RNA of Cantharellus anzutake, 455 nucleotides long. RefSeq lists its product as uncharacterized. The transcript has 4 exons. The record is from RefSeq and is a predicted model, not a curated record. Lineage: Eukaryota; Fungi; Basidiomycota; Agaricomycetes; Cantharellales; Hydnaceae. The coding region runs from base 1 to 336 and encodes 111 amino acids.
AUGGCCCGAGUUGGGGAAACUGUCACCCUUGUCCAUGCCCUUUUGACAUGUUCGGAGUAUGUCUAUGGUCAAAUUGCGUCUACCCGUUCACACCUCCAAUCACAGAGGGAGUUCAACUGGUCAUCUAUGGCACACAUCUCCAUUCACCCUAAUCCCUCACCUCACUGCCAUAUCAAUGCAAUAUGCUCAUGUUGUUGUUAUGACCAGCCUGGUAAGGGCGUAGCGAGUCCCGGCUACACUCGAAUAUUCCAUAAUGAGGCGAAGGGGGAGACGCACAGACGCGUCGAAGAGGUGGUAUUGGGAUUUGUGGGGACGCUGCGCAUUAGCAUAGCAUAGCAUGUGAAUGCAUGUUGCUAGGGCGGGUAUCUCAACACAGCGUUGCGCUUGUGGUUUGUUGUUGAUGUUACUACAUGUACAUUACCUCGUCGCGAAAAUAUAUCUUUAUUUUUCACCGA